CCGUGUAGCAAGUUAGAAACCCUUCACACUCAAAGUAGGGUUUUAGCUUUAACCCUCUGCAGCCAAGAAGCCAGAGUCGAGUUCUUGUUGUUGAUAGUCUGUACUAAGAACGGACUUUCAGAAUCUAUCAUUUCUUCAGAUUAACAAUGGCUUCAAUUGGUGCUAGAUCUGUUUUCCGGUCAUUUUCAGGCUCGGCACGCCGUGCUGCUGCUCAGAUCGGUUCUCAAGCCAAGUCGUCAUCAAGUACUCCUUUUCGCAUGGCAACUACGAAGCCUCUCUCCCAUCGAACUUUCAGGUGUGCGGCUGAGAUGAGCUUCUGUUUGGAGUCGAUGAUGCCAUUUCACUCUGCGUCAUCUUCAGCUUUGAUGACCUCAAUGCUCUCUGUCUCGCGCAGCUGCUGCGGUUGGCUUCCCGAAGGCAGCUAGCACACUUUAUAGGCCCAUUGAUGUUCUUCUUGCCUUCUUGUUGCUCUGGCAAAGACAAGACUAGAUGAGGAUCGAGAAGCAGGAAGGAAUGACUUGACUUGUUUUUUGAGUUUCGCCUAUAAGUCCUAGCGAUGAAUAUCCCCAUGCCCUACCCCCAAGACAAAGAAUAGAAAGAAGAAAACAAACUUCUAGGAGAUGAUCCUAUCAAUAGGUUAAAUGAGAUGAUUGUAUUUGGAAUGAAAUAAUAAACUACGAUAUUCUAUUUCAUUCACUGUGUUUGUAGAUGGCUGUCUUGUGAAGUGUUGAAAGAUUACAUGUUCAAUUUAGUUCUGCAAUUAUAUUGGAUUACAGACUACUCGAUUGUUGCAGAAUAAAUUUCUGUUUUGCAAUAUUUACUUUGUUUGUCAAGUA
Messenger RNA from Cucurbita moschata (crookneck pumpkin), 836 nucleotides. Its product is annotated as protein NUCLEAR FUSION DEFECTIVE 6, chloroplastic/mitochondrial-like. The transcript has 4 exons. Gene Ontology annotation, cellular component: mitochondrion. Bases 147 to 425 code for a protein of 92 amino acids. The record is from RefSeq and is a predicted model, not a curated record. Lineage: Eukaryota; Viridiplantae; Streptophyta; Magnoliopsida; Cucurbitales; Cucurbitaceae.